Messenger RNA from Agrilus planipennis (emerald ash borer), 1517 nucleotides. RefSeq lists its product as uncharacterized. NCBI's taxonomy places the organism in Eukaryota, Metazoa, Arthropoda, Insecta, Coleoptera, Buprestidae. The record is from RefSeq and is a predicted model, not a curated record. The transcript has 3 exons. Bases 87 to 1364 code for a protein of 425 amino acids.
UCGUACGUAUCUAUGGUCGUACAUCAAGCAAAACAAAAACACAAAACAUAACCCUGCAUCUUGAUACGUUAAACGAUUAUAAAGAAAUGUCUAAUAAUUUAAUUAAACGCAGUAAGAAGACCUUAAAAAAAAAGAAAUUGCUGACAAACCUACAGAGUUCCUCUGAAUCCGAUGAAGAAAGUAGUGCACAUGAAUUAUCACACUAUAAAAACGAUAAAAUCAGAAUGAUGAAGGAGGUUUUAAAAAUACUCAAUCCAAAAAAAAUUAAAUCGAUGGCUCCCGAUUGUAUAAAACAUUUGGAUAUUGAAGAAAUAAAUGCCAUGCUUUUAGAAGAACUUCUGGGAAUAUCCAAUAAAAGAUUAGGCUAUAUUUUCAAUGGAGAGAACCCUGAUCGAGAGAGUAGUUCUUCAGAGUCAGAAGAUGAAAAGAUAGCUGAAGUAAUAUCACUGGAUGAUAUUUCUGAUGAUGAUAUUGAAAUAUGUAUCGGACCUGAUGAUAAAGAUGCAAUUGUAGAUGAGUUGGACAAGAGAUAUAAAAAGCAGAAGGCAAAAUCUAAAACAAAGUCGAUAAAAUCUGAAAAAUCAGAGAAAUCAAGAAAAAGGAGCCACCACUCACAAAGUAAUCAAAAAGGAACUGAAGACGGUAAUUUAAUGAGUGUCCUAGAACUUCUAGAACUUCAAGCCAGAGCAAGAGCUAUUAGAUCACAAUUAGCAUUAGAAGCAGCUCAAAAGAAAGAAAAAGAGACAGAAAAUUUAAAUGUGAAGCUGGAGGAAAUAUCUGAUGAUGACGACGCUGUAAUUGUUCAAAGUCCAGAAAAAGAUGAGAUAGUUAUAGACUCUAGUGACUCUGAAGAAGAAAGGGAAUCUCAUGAAUUACAAGAAGCUGAGAAAACUUCGACCAUUAGUUCAAAACGCUCACCUCAUGAAAAUGAUGAAUCUGAAAAACUAAAAGAAAAUACAGCACAGAAAAAAAUUAAACAGAAAGUUAAAAUAAUCAGAGACUGGAGCAUACAAAAUAAUAAUGUUACAGAUAAUUUUCGGACAGAAGAAAAUACCCAUACAUGUGUAGAUAAAAUACAUUUUCAAGUAAAUAUUCAAAAAGAAGGUAUGAAAAAUACUCAAAUUAUAAUAGGCAAACAAAACACUCCAGAGCAUAUUGAAUCAAAAGAUCAUAAAGAAAAUGAAUUACAAAAAAUAUGUAGCCCAUUACAAAAGAUAAUUAAUAAAGAUAAAGAAUAUGGUGAAAUUUCAAACGAAAAAGAUAGAGGAAAACCAACAAGAACUAAAGAUAGUCAUAGUGAAUGUGGUGAUGAAAUAGUUAUAAAUUUAGAUGAAGAUGAAAUGAAUGAAGUAGAGCAUUCAUAAAAAAAAUACUUAAACUAAUACUUUGCCAUAUUAAAUUGAAUAUUUUGCGUUUAAUAAAUCUUAAAUUAAAGUGAACUUUUUUCUUAUUGUAUUGUUAUAUGUUUGAUAUAUGAAUUUCUUCUUUUAAAACUAAUAAAUACAUGGCAAUUGUUA